GACCGUCGACACACAACUUUGUCACCCACGCACAGUUAAUUAAUUGGGAGCGCACCUACACUCUCUGUCCACUGUACAUCUCCGUCGCCAUCCUGCAACCCCCCUCCUGUAGCUAGCUAGCCGCAUCAUUUCUCGAUCUCUCCUCCUCCUUGUGUCAGUGUCACUCUCCUACCUCCACCAUAGCCGCUACCUCUAUCUAGCUAUAAAGGCCGGACCAUUGUGUGCCAUGUGAGACCCCUCUUCCUCGUCGUCCUCCUCCUAUCUCUCUUGCUUUCGAGCUCUGCUCAGCUUCUUGAUUCGGCCGAUCCAUCCAAGUAGAGGGACCGGUAUAAUGGGGUUCCCGGCGGUGUACUCGGAGAUGCCGAGGCUGCUGCUGAACCUGCUCUUCCUGCUCGGCCACCUGCGCCGCCUCUCCUCCUGGCUGCUCCGCCUCGUCGGCGCCGGCGUCGACGACGACCUCUGCUUCGACUACUCGGACGCCCCCGACUUCGCCCACUUCGCCGACCACCACCACCAGCACCACCAGGAGCAAUACCAGCAGCGCGACCACGGCCACGGCCUGGAGGAGCUGGAGGAGCACUCCCCGGCCGUGCGCUUCGACGCGCUCCCGUCCGACGGCGACGACGGCACGACGCCGCUGCUGCCGGAGGGCUGCGCGGUGUGCCUUGGCGACUUCCACGGCGCCGCACGGGUGCGCCGGCCGCGCGGGUGCCGCCACGUCUUCCACCGCGGAUGCCUGGACCGCUGGGCCGCGCACGGCCACCGCACCUGCCCGCUCUGCCGGGCUUCGCUCCUCCCGCCGGCGCCGGCGCCUCUGAGUCCCGUCCUCCUGCCCAUGCCGCUGCCGGCGUCGUGAUUGGCGCUGGGCAAGCUCGUUCGGGGUGCUGUUUGCAUAUAUGUUCGGCGACUAUUCUUGCGGCGGCAUCCUGCGGAGAGGAUUCCGAAUUCGUCGCUUCUGGUUGGGCUUUUAUGCAAAAACAAGCUCAACCGGCGAGAAGGGCCAAGGAGGCCAUGCGGGAGGGGGCGUCGAAAUAUUUUCCGAUAGCCCCUCGCCAGGAGAAAUUAUCACAAGACAAUCCCCAUGGGAGGGGAUUAGUUCCUGGUUUGAGCUUUGGUUUAGUUUGGCUUUGGACUCGAAUGGAUUUGGUGUCCGGUGCAAAAUCCAUAUACCAAGAAAGAAGAAAAGGAGAACAUAUGUAUGUACAUCAGACUUGAUUAGAUUAGUGGAAGUAAAUAGAGUGGUGAAUCCGAAUAUAUGCACGGCUUUUGCUCUGUUUGCUUUUCUUUUCCUUUUUAUUCUUGUUAUAAUAUUUCAUAGGACCAGCAUUUUCCAUCUUUACUUAUACUACUACUUCGCGAGGGGGUUGAAGAUACCACCUGGUUUUUUGCUACAUGUUUUGUGUGUUACACGCUCUAUUUGAAAUGCAUUGGAUCCGGACUACCUUAAAUUA
Triticum aestivum (bread wheat) is the source of this 1451-nucleotide messenger RNA. Its product is annotated as brassinosteroid-responsive RING protein 1. Gene Ontology annotation, biological process: protein ubiquitination. The transcript has a single exon. The coding region runs from base 332 to 856 and encodes 174 amino acids. The record is from RefSeq and is a predicted model, not a curated record. Gene Ontology annotation, molecular function: ubiquitin protein ligase activity. Lineage: Eukaryota; Viridiplantae; Streptophyta; Magnoliopsida; Poales; Poaceae.